Messenger RNA from Kuraishia capsulata CBS 1993, 1662 nucleotides. RefSeq lists its product as uncharacterized. Gene Ontology annotation, molecular function: transmembrane transporter activity. The record is from RefSeq and is a predicted model, not a curated record. The coding region runs from base 1 to 1662 and encodes 553 amino acids. NCBI's taxonomy places the organism in Eukaryota, Fungi, Ascomycota, Pichiomycetes, Pichiales, Pichiaceae. Gene Ontology annotation, biological process: transmembrane transport. The transcript has a single exon.
AUGGUUGACCACUCCGAAAUCCCAGGCACUUCCCACCUGGUUGAGCUUAGCAAAGAAAGACUGAUGGAGCUCAACGCAGGUGACAAAGAUAAAGACGUUAUUCUCAUUCCAACCCCAACUUCUGAUCCAAAUGAUCCACUCAAUUGGACUCGUACCAGGAAGUAUAUUCACAUGUUCGCUCUCAUCGUGUACAUCUUCGGGAUCGGGAUUCCGACCACUUCUAUUUACUCCAUUCUCACAGAGCUUUCAGACAAAACUGGAAUAUCUCUCGGAACCCUAAAUGAUGGAACUGGAUACAUGUUUUUGUUUCUUGGGCUUGCAAAUCUGUUUUUCCUACCAAUGGCAAUGCAGAUAGGAAAGAGACCAAUAUACAUCUUCUCGGUAACCUCAGUGUGCCUUCUGACACUCUGGGAGGCCUAUUGCUCCAGUGGAGGCGAAUGGAUCGGUUCUAAAAUUCUUCAAGGGUUUUUUGCUGCGCCGAUUGAGGCAAUGUGCGAAAUCACCGUCUCAGACGUGUUUUUCGAGCACGAGCGCGGAACAUGGAUGAGUGUAUAUGCUCUGGCUCUAUUUGCAUCUAACUACAUGGCACCAAUGGUCGCCGGAUUUAUUUCGGAUGGCCAAGGCUGGAAAUGGGUGAUUUACUGGAGUUGUAUCUGGAAUGGAAUCGCCGCUAUUUUGGUGUUUUUUCUCCUUGAGGAAACCAACUACAGCAGACCCGUUCCUAUCGAUGGUGAGACCGACCAGCUGGAGAUCGUACUCAGCAAUGUUAAAUCUGGUACCGUUCAGGAGGUUUUGUCCCAGCAACUUUCUCACCAGCCUUCCGAGAAACAAGUUUUCAUUUCUGAGGUUGAGGUGCUGAAGGGAACUUUGAAACUGGACGAGACUAUUCCAGUCAAGACUUUUUGGCAGAAGCUUAGACUCUUUGAGGUGCGCAAUUGGGAAUGGUUUAAGCACUAUGCUACCGGGCCUUUCUUAAUGCUUCAGUUUCCAAUCGUUCUGUAUUCUGGAUUUCUGUAUGGGUCCACUCUUUUCUGGUACUCUGUCAUGAACGGAACAAUGUCCUCUGUGUUUACAGCACAUCCGUACAACUUCUCCAGUGCGAUGACAGGUCUUGUUUAUCUUGCGCCUUUGAUUUUUGCUGUUAUCUUCAACUUCUACGCAGGAUACGUCUCGGACUGGCUCAAGAUCAAGAUGGCCGAGAGACGUGGUGGAAUCUCUUACGCCGAAGACAGACUCUGGAUUCUGCUUCUGUACAUGAUCGUGGGACCAUGUGCCUUGUUUCUUUAUGGUAUUGGAGCGUACUAUGAGGUGCACUGGUUUGGUCUUGUAAUUGGUGCUGGUAUCACCGGUGGUUGCGUCGUGGUUGGAGCUGCUUCUGCUUGCUCGUACUGUAUCGACACCUACCGUGAGAUGAGUUGUGAGGCAAUGGUUGUCGUGGUCAUUAUUCGUAAUACCAUGAAUUUCGCCAUGGACUAUGGUAUUACCCCUUGGAUCACAAACACUGGGCUCAAAAACACCUUCAUUGCUGCAGGUUUUAUUAAUCUAUUCUGCAUUGGCACGUUCUUGAUAAUGGAGCUGACCGGGCCUUACUGGAGAAACAAGACUAAGGAGAAAUAUUGGAAGAUAAUCGAGAAGAGAAGAGCUGCUGGAAUUUGCCACUAA